AUGGUGCGAAGGAGGGAUGGUAAGCUCUGUGGAGAUGAAGAGCUACUUUCCAAGGAGCCUGGUGUGGAUACAACAGCCAUUGGCGGGAAACAGGAACCAGGAGUGCCCCAGGAAGUCAUAAAGGACAUAAGGAUGUGUAUAGGCGGUGAGCCAUCUGGGAUGAGCAGGAUCAGGACAGCAUACAGCAAUGUGGUGUACAUGUUUGAGGUGAAUGGGAGUAAAUACAUUUAUAAAGAGUUUCGAGAGUUUGAUGAACAGGACGAGAUGAUAAACAGGAUUGUGGGGGGAGAAAGGGUGGUGGCAUCAAACCACAGGUUCCGGAUUGAGAAGCGCCUGGAGGGAAGGCAUGGAAGCAUCAGGGAAGAUCUGAGAAGGAUUGCACCGGAGCUUCGGAAGUUUCAUGAUACACAUGUUGAGGGAAUAAGAAGCUAUGAAGAGCUGGUAGAAAGUAUGAUGGUGAAAUGCAUCCGAGAGAUGGUGGCGGGCAGCGGAAGGGGAGACAUGAGUCUUUCCUCGAUAGAGGAGAAGAUGAAGAGGAUGAGGGCUUCUGAUGCCGGAUGGUGUUCUGGGGAUGAUUGUGUUUUCUGGAUUCUGAUGAAAGCCCGGGAUAGAGUGUUUGAAGUACCCAAGGGGGGAUUUAAGGCUGUGAUGUGCCACAACGACCUUCAGCCUGGAAACAUACUGGUGAGCAAAGAUGAAGUUGUCUUGAUCGACUUCGAGUUUGCAGCGAUGGGGUCCCCUGUGAUUGAGAUAGCCAAUCUGUUUUGCGAGGCGGGGUAUGACUAUUCGAGAUAUGUGUUUCUGGAGGAGAGAUUCCCGAGUGCCGAGGAGCAGAUGGAGUUUGUUCGGGAGUACAUGGGAGGAGAUGAGUCUUGGCUGGAGAUUGUGAGGCUUGUACCUGGGGCCAUGGCAUACAGCCACUUUCUAUGGUAUCUUUGGGCAUGGUGUAACAAGCGAUGUGGGAGCUCUGAAGUUUUGACUACUGUAGGUAUGGAAACUCACGAUUGUCACGGUUACAUGAUGACGGGUUUGUGA
Molecule: messenger RNA, 1035 nt
Organism: Encephalitozoon romaleae SJ-2008
Lineage: Eukaryota; Fungi; Microsporidia; Unikaryonidae
Product: choline kinase-like protein
Exons: 1
Coding region: 1-1035 (344 amino acids)
Biological process (GO): phosphatidylethanolamine biosynthetic process
Cellular component (GO): cytoplasm
Molecular function (GO): ethanolamine kinase activity
Source: RefSeq, a predicted model, not a curated record